AUGGAUCCUCUGUCCGCCUUGGGUGCCAUCAGCGCAGCGCUACAAGUCGCUCAAGUCAUCGGCCAGACGAUCGCUGGGCUGUCAACUCUCCGAGGAAAAUACGAAAAUGCGGACCUCACCAUUCGUUCCAUGAUAGGUGAAUUGACUACGAUCAAGGCCGCCCUCAUCCAAUUGCAUGACUGGGCGAAAUAUAAUGCAGAAGUCAAUUCUAGCCCCAGAGAGUAUGAAGAGUCUGUUACUGUCGCAAUUAUCGGUUGCAGUGAGGUUAUGGAAGUGCUAUCGGGCAAAGUUGCUGAGCUCACAAUCAAUGUCAAUGGACAUGUCGAUUUGUCCGUCUUCGCCUUCAGAACUCGCCUUCAAGUACUCUGGAAUGAGCAGCUGAUGAGUAGUUUGCAAGAGCAACUACGUGGUCAAGUUCGUGCUCUAAAUUUGCUACUGCAAGCUUGCCAAUGUCGGACCUCCACCGAACAACUUGAACUUCUUCGCCGGGCGGAAAAUCGGCACAUAAUUCAAAAAGUAGCCGACGAUACUAUCACGCUCCGGAGUACAAUUGGCAGCGCUGCGGGCUCCCAAGUUGACAGUCUUUCGAUUAACGGACGACAACUGUCGUCUGUUGGCGAGACGGAAUUUGAAUUCGAUAGUGCAUUAAGGAGUACUUUAGCAUAUCAACGACAACAGGGGCAAUUCCGGAGAGCUCGAAUUGAAUCGGCUCUAUCCCAGUAUUAUCUAGAAGAGGAUGUUGGAUUGCGUCGAGGACCGUCUGUGGCAGUAUCCAAUACUGCGAGUGACGAAGGAUACGUUAGUCGCAAUGUGACGCCUAGUCAUUCACUCUCGCUGAACACGUCCAUACGUAGAGGUCCUUCCUUGGGCCCGAACGAUUCGAUCAUUCCAAUUAAUGCACGCAGUAACAGUGUUUCUUUUGGUACACAACGAAAUCAGCAGCAAAACCCUGGCGUUCGUCGUUGGGUAUCUACCAAUGACGCCGCUACGUUACCAUCGCCCACGGGCUCAAAAAGGGAGAAACUCUUGUCCAAGUUGAACCUGACCCGGCUGAACACUUCCAGUCGAGCAAAUUUGGCCCCCUUCCAAUCGCGAAAUCCAGCCAUCGGCCCCAUUGUGGGAUCGACAAGAGGUCGACGAGGCCGCGAAAGUGAAUUUACCACAAGCAUUGAUUUAAAUACACAAGCUGGUCGCAAUGCUCCAGAUAUAGUCAAAGCAGCACAGUCCGGUGCACGCUACGAUGUUGAAAGACUGAUAGGGAGUGGCCAUAAUAUUGAAGAAUUGCAUCUGCAUACCCGGCGGAAUGCUCUCAUGGUCGCCGCCCAUUGUGGAAAGGACGACAUCGCCGAUUUGUUGAUUCAGAACAAUGCACAAUUAAAUCGCUCUGAUUCAUCGGGCUCAACGGCACUUCAUCUUGCCGCAUCUCGUGGCCAUGUUAAUGUGGUGGAACUACUUGUCAUGGAGGCAAUAGAUAUCGAGGCUGAAACUCGGCUCGGGAGAACAGCUCUUUGGAUUUCAGCUAACAAUGGGCAUUUGCUGACAACGCAAAUGCUGCUCGAAAAAGGUGCCAAGGUCAAUUCUCGAGCUGAUAAUCAAAUGACUGUACUGCAUGUCGCAGCUCGGGAAGGAGAUUUCGAAAUCGCCAGCUUGCUGGUAAGUUAUGGCGCUGACAUCGAUGCAAGAGACGCUUCCAUGAUGACGGCUUUGCAUUAUGCAAGCGAAGGUGGCUAUGUGAAAGUCAUGGAGCUUCUGCUAAACAACAAAGCGAACGUUGACGUGGCGGGGAGUGAACGACGAACGCCGCUUAUAUGCGCCGCAGCGGCCGGGCAAUUAUCAGCUGUUCAACUGCUUCUGAAACGGAAAUCAAAUUUCAAAGGUGUAGAUGAGGAUGGGAUGACCGCUCUUCACUGGGCAGCUUUUAAUGGGCAUGUCGAGGUUGUGGAUUAUCUUAUCCGUCAGUCACGCAGUUCAUUAGCACUAAUCAAUGGCCAAGGGAGAACACCCUUGCAUCUCGCGACCAUUAACUCACAGUUUGCCGUUGUCGAGUUUCUGGUGCGAAAAAGAUGUCCGUUGGAGACCAGAUGUGCGGCUGGUUUCAAUGCACUGCACUACGCAUGCAGGGCUGAUAGUGCUGAAAUUGCACGGUUGCUCCUAACUUCUGGACUGGGAAUUGAGAGCGAGACUAGCAUGACACAGCAGCGACCGAUUCACUUGUCAUCAAAGGACGGAUCGGUAAGUUUAAUAAAAUUGCUAUGCGAAAAGGGCGCAUCUCUAGAAGUUCGAGACGCAGAAGGAGAUCGGGCAUUAUGCGUUGCCGCCAGAAACGGCCAUGUCGCUGCUGUACAAACGCUGUUGGACUUUGGCUCUCCAUUACAAUUACGCUUUGGUAUGCGGUCGCACGAAGACUCGCCACUCUGCUUGGCUGCUAAAGGUGGCUAUUUAUCAGUUGUGGCAGUGCUCAUGAGACAUGGGGCCUCUGUGUUGAGCAAAGAUGAAAUAGGCUGGACUCCGGCUCGCUAUGCGGCAUACUAUGGACAUCCAGAAGUAUUAGAAGCAAUAAUAGCAACUGAGCCUUCGGCGCUCUCUUUCUUGGACUUUACUAAUUUCUCACCGGACACUGUUGGUGUGACGUCGGGGCUAUUAGGAUUUUCCCCAGAUGCAACUAUUCCUCCGGAUCGGAGGAGGCAGGUGAUUGAAAUACUCGAGAGAACUCGUCAGCAACAACCCGCACCAGCAUCGUCAAUGGAUGAGAGAUUGGUAUCUUCGAGUCAGGAUUCGCGCAUACAUGUCCCUCGCGCUACACCUCAUCGUCGCCUUGCUCCAGUGCCAUCUCCGUUUUCGAAUAUUGCUGUUACAGCGGCAGCUGCAUCUCCUUGGUUUUCAGCCACGUACGAGCAACUCCCGAAUGAAUUGCCUGGGACUUUGGAGCAAGGCCUCCCAAGUAGUAGAUCUGCAACGCCACCUCAUAUGCACCGAGGUGAACGCGAGGAGGAAACAGUGUCAGCGACAUUUCCUCCACCAAGAGCCACAUUAUCACCUCGCAACGAUCAAUUCGGAAGCUAUAAUGACAACAUGAACGACACCGUCACCAAUAUAGCGCCCGUAUCCCUAGACUAUCGCCAAUCACAAGCCUUCAAUCCCUCCACAUCCUUACCAGCUGACAAAUUAGCUCAAUCAUUAGCUCAGCUCGAUCUGCAGCUGAAAAUUGCCGAAAACAACACUUCCUACCAAGACGACGAAGAUGUGGACGACGGUGAAGGUGAAGCGGAAGGGGAAGAGGACGCAGAAGAAGCCUCUGAAAAUGAAGUCGCCGAACUUGAGGGUGAUCUCCCACCUCCUUAUCACGCAUUUUCAACUCCUGUACUUCGACAGAAUAAACAGCACCAACAGCAGCAAAUUCCAUGA
This is a messenger RNA of Talaromyces amestolkiae, 3405 nucleotides long. RefSeq lists its product as uncharacterized. The record is from RefSeq and is a predicted model, not a curated record. Lineage: Eukaryota; Fungi; Ascomycota; Eurotiomycetes; Eurotiales; Trichocomaceae. Bases 1 to 3405 code for a protein of 1134 amino acids. The transcript has 2 exons. Gene Ontology annotation, molecular function: protein binding.